Cucurbita maxima (winter squash) is the source of this 641-nucleotide messenger RNA. RefSeq lists its product as uncharacterized. NCBI's taxonomy places the organism in Eukaryota, Viridiplantae, Streptophyta, Magnoliopsida, Cucurbitales, Cucurbitaceae. The record is from RefSeq and is a predicted model, not a curated record. Bases 1 to 414 code for a protein of 137 amino acids. The transcript has 4 exons.
AUGAGAGUAUUGGAAAAAAGACAGCUUCAAAAGUGGGUAUGCUUAGCCUAUAAACACACAAACGAGAACUCUCUAGAUGCUCCACUUUUCCAACUGCUCCUUUCUUCUUCAAUACAACUAGAAUCUUUCCUUUUCAUUGUCAAAAAACACGAGCAAAUAGUGAUAAAACAAAGAGAAUCCCAUAAACUCCAUAUCUUCUUCUUAAACACCUUCUUCUUCUCUUCAUUUAAGCUCGUGUUGAUCCGAAGAUAUGAGCGAUCCCAAAUAUGCCUAUCCGUACCCACCUCCUCCAGGAGGGUAUUAUCAAGGACCGCCCGUGAUGGCACCGCCGCAAUACGCUGCACCGCCACCGAGAAGACAACCGGGGUUCUUAGAAGGAUGCCUUGCAGCUCUGUGCUGCUGCUGCCUCCUUGAUGAGUGCUGCUGUGAUCCUUCCAUACUCCUUGUUACUUGAUAUGAGCUUUGCUUGCCUAAUUUGUAGCUGUGAAUUGGGUUCUUUUCUUUUAUUUUGCCUUCUUUAGGAGUGUGUUUGAGUUUGUAUAAGCUUUGGAAAUAAUAUUGUUGAUUGGUGUCUAGAACAAAGCUUUGUCUUGAUGUAAAGUGUAGAGUUUAAUUACGAAAGUCGUGAAAUUUGUCGAUCA